Tetranychus urticae (two-spotted spider mite) is the source of this 1317-nucleotide messenger RNA. Its product is annotated as rhomboid-related protein 1. Gene Ontology annotation, molecular function: serine-type endopeptidase activity. The record is from RefSeq and is a predicted model, not a curated record. Gene Ontology annotation, cellular component: membrane. Lineage: Eukaryota; Metazoa; Arthropoda; Arachnida; Trombidiformes; Tetranychidae.
CCAGUUGAGUGAACAGUUGCCAUCUUUUGUUUACCUUUUCUUUUGCCUCUACAAAUCUCACCCUAUUUCUGUAGCUUUGUCUUUAAUAUAUUUCAUUAUGAAUCCAUGGUGAAUUUAAUCAAUCUUUAUUAAAAAUAUGACAUUUUAAAAUAUAAUGUGCCUUCAUUAAUAAAAAAUGAUCAAUUAUCAUCAGUGACUUUGUGUAAAUUACAUUUUUAAGUGAAGCCGGGUCUCCGGCUUAAGAUUGGAGUCUUGUUUUUUAUCUUUGGUCUAUGUUGAUCACUGGUUCUAUCUCUUGCAUUAAAUACUGAUGGUAUUUCUGCAUUAAUAAAUGGUCAAUUGAUGGGUCACUUUUUAAUGAAGCAGAUAAAUUAAAAGGAGAUAAUGAAAAAUAAAAGAAGGGACAGUUUUAUAGUUGCUGUCGACCAAAGAGAUCUUGUAGAUUUAAGCUGUAUUGAUUCAAAAUUGCAACCAUCCAAGUCUAGCACCAAACAAAUUUGCCCCAAUGCUUUUAAAAACAUGGUCAAUAAAAUAGCCGAUAAUUUUCUUGACGAUCCAAGAGACCGGAAAUUUUAUGCUGAUAACUACAGAUGCUGGCCACCGCCAAUCUUUAUCAUUUCGGUGACACUGAUUGAGCUUGCCUUUUUCACUUAUUAUUCAAUAAUUGAUGGAGAUGGAUCUAUUCCUAAGGACGAUUUGUUUGUUUAUCGACCUGAUAAACGACAAGAAAUAUGGAGAUUCGCUUUUUACAUGGUUCUUCAUGCAGGAUGGGUUCACUUGUUCUUCAACCUCGUAAUUCAGUUGUUGAUUGGUUUACCUUUAGAAAUGGUUCAUGGAUCUGUGCGUAUUGGUGCCGUUUACAUGGCCGGCGUGUUGGCAGGAUCUUUGGGCACUUCAGUGUUUGACCCUAAUGUUUACCUGCUUGGUGCCUCUGGUGGUGUUUAUGCAUUACUUUCUGCCCAUCUUGCCAAUGUAGUACUUAAUUACAAUCAAAUGGAGUUUGGUUUGCUCAGAAUUUUCGGUCUCUUUGUUAUUGCUAGUACCGAUGUUGGUUACGCUGUUUAUGAGAGAUACGUUGUAAAAGAGGAAUAUGGUCAAACAUCUUAUGUCGCCCAUUUUGCUGGAGCUGCUGCUGGGUUAACCCUAGGUUUAGUUGUACUCAAAAAUUUUGAGCAGAAGCUUCGUGAACAGUUUAUUUGGUGGUUAUCUCUUACAAUCUACAUGGGUUGUAUGAUUUCUGCUAUCAUAUUCAAUGUUUACAUCUGAAACUCUUACUCUCUAUGCUGCCUAGGAUACAAUAAAUUUGUAAGAUUAUAA